GUGUCAAUUCCCCAGCCCCCGUGAGGCUUUCUUUGGCUUCGCCUUGCCGCCUCGGGACCGAGAGUUCAUUCCUUGCCGCUUUUGAUCCUUAAGGGACUUUUUCCUUGCUGCGCAAAUUGCCAAACUGGGGGCAAAGCGGCAGCGAUGUCUUCGGUGCAGGUGCUUUAUCCUCCCAAGAUCCACCACAGCGUGCUCAGCCCGAGCUUCCCCAAAGAGGAGCCGGCUCAGGGGAAGGCGACCUUGGAAUCGCGUUACCACCUGGGAGCUUUGAUCGGUAGCGGCGGCUUCGGAACUGUGUACGCAGGGACACGGCUCAGCGAUUCCGUCUCGGUGGCCAUUAAGUAUGUUGCCAAGGACCGAAUCUUACAGUUCCACCAUAUGAAUGGCACGCUGGUCCCACUUGAAGUCCUCCUUCUGAAGAAGGUGUCAUCUACAGGUUGCCGAGGCAUUAUCCGCCUCCUGGACUGGUUUGAGGAACCCGACGCGUACUUCAUCGUUAUGGAGCGCCCCCUUGUGUAUCAGGACCUCUUUGACGUCAUCACGGACCGGGGCCCACUUCCUGAAACCUUGGCUGCCAGUUAUUUCAAGCAGGUGGUUGAAGCAGUGCAGCAUUGCCACCUGUGCGGUGUAUUGCACCGGGACAUCAAGGAUGAGAACAUCCUGGUAGACCUCUUGCACGGUGAACUGAAGCUCAUAGACUUUGGCUCUGGCGCCUUGCUUCGGGACUCUCCGUAUACAGACUUUGAUGGCACCCGCGUGUACAGCCCUCCAGAAUGGAUCAAAUACCACCGGUACCAUGGCCUGCCAGCCACUGUGUGGUCUCUGGGUGUGCUUCUCUAUGAUAUGGUGUGCGGGGACAUCCCUUUUGAACGAGAUGAAGAGAUCCUUCUUGGGAAGCUCCACUAUCAUUGCAGGGUAUCUGCAGACUGCUGUCACUUGAUCGAGUGGUGCCUCUCGCUGGUCCCGGAGAAGCGACCAUCCCUGGAGCAGAUCCUGGCGCACCCCUGGCUCCUCGUUGCCAUGGAGCACAGCGGGCGCAAAUUGCCGCCGCAGCAGCAGCCACCCACAGUCCCUAAAGCAGGCACUAGCCUGUGACUACAAAGGCCUCUGGACAGCAUUGAGGUGGCCUGACACAGACUGUGGACAAAAAUUCCUCUCAGCCUCUCCUUCACCAACCAGCGGAUGGAUUGUCGAACAGCUGCCUUGCCACUAGGGAGGGGGUGGAGGGGGGGUUGACUCAUGAAAACCCAGGUCAAUGGCAGUAAUGCUGCACAGCCUCACUUACUGUGAAGGUGGGACUGUCUCAUAGCCUUACCAAUGGUAAUACAACAGACCAAUGGGCACUGCUCCGUUUACACAAGGACUCUUGGCCUAUCCUGUUCGCUGGUGAGGCGCAGAAGAUUGGCACCAAACAAGCAGCGUCCAAAAGGCUUUCAGGGCUUUCUGGUGUUUUUUGUUUGUGUCCCCCG
Messenger RNA from Gekko japonicus, 1469 nucleotides. Its product is annotated as serine/threonine-protein kinase pim-1-like. Lineage: Eukaryota; Metazoa; Chordata; Lepidosauria; Squamata; Gekkonidae. Gene Ontology annotation, cellular component: cytoplasm. Gene Ontology annotation, molecular function: protein serine/threonine kinase activity; ATP binding. The transcript has 6 exons. Gene Ontology annotation, biological process: protein autophosphorylation; regulation of mitotic cell cycle; negative regulation of apoptotic process. The coding region runs from base 145 to 1095 and encodes 316 amino acids. The record is from RefSeq and is a predicted model, not a curated record.